AUGGCUGUCGCUGGCUCCUCAGAAAAGCGCCCAGAAUGGUGCCCGCCUGGAAGAAGUCGACAUAUCACUCCACCGAGAAGGCCAGGCUCUCAGUCUUCGUCUGGGAGUUCUUCAAAGAGGCCAAAUUCUUCUUCAUCUUCACGACAUAGUCCAUCACCGACGACUCCUUUAUCUUUGGAGCCGCCUACUAAAGUAAGGCGGAAAUCAAGUAACCAACUAUCUAAUUCCCAAUAUCAAAGACCAAGGUCGAGUUCCCCAGCUUGUAAUGAUGGGGCAGUAAGCCAAGGCUCAAGCCCGUAUGUUCAUGGCAAGCUCAAGGAACCAGACCUUGAGCUAUCUCAGGGAACCCAAAGUCUCUCAACUCUAUUCAGUUUGCCGAAACAUUUGUUCUAUGUACGUGACAGUGGCCAAGCAUAUGAGUUAGGCUUUUCGUCGGGGCAGGGUGUUCUAACGCUGGGGUUACGAUUGGCCGAAGAGAUUGAAAUGCGCUGCCAACUCCAAGAUCAGCUUGCUGAGCUCGCUGUACAACUAAAGAAGGUUUCCGAGGACCGCGACGAAGCUCAAUCUCGUGCCAACCACUUAGAGCAACGAUUAAAUUCUGCUCUCAAAGUCCAGGCAACUCGGCAAGCAUCAAAAAAGUUAGAGGCCGCCUCCACCUUGGCAGAUGUUCGACCAACACCUGCUAACCCCGAAGAGUUUACGCCGGAAAAUUACAUCUGGGUAAACCAGCAAUGGGACCGCGUUGCAAAGGAAAAUCUCAGAAUGGAUAACUCUCUACACAUUGCCGGUGUAGAAAAACGCCAGCUAGAGACUGAAAUUAUCAGACUCUCUCAGGAAAUAGAGAACUACCAGAAACGGAAUAUGGGUCAUGGAAGGUCCAUGAACGACGCUGCACAGCAGACCGAAGAUGAGCCGCCGCGAAUAGCAACAGUGGCUACCCAAACAGAUUUUAUGGAUCAGAUCUCGCUGCAAAACACGGAGAACAAGUGCAUUGAGUCAGAACAUCAGACAGUUCCUCCUCAGCAACCGAGGAUUGUAAUGACCGACGCUGCAGUUCAAGCUGGAGAACAGCAUGACGAGAGCAUUCUGCUUGAUGAGUUACCCGACCAAACAAGCAAAGACUCUGGGGCACUGGAGGUAACUAUACAAGAGCUAACAAGCGACAAAAAAAGGCUUGAAAAGCUGCUUGAAGUGUGCAUCAAACAGAACGCUUCUGGACAGGACAGCUCGGCACAGACAGUAGGGACAAGAGGCUGGCUGAUCAGAGCGAAAAUGAUGUUAAUCGUCAGGAGAACACUGAGAGAAGAUCUGCUCUCGAGCAACCUCAAAACAAAGACAGCCCUCCAGAAGAACCAGAGAGUCAAGUCAGUGACGCAAACCCAGAAGAAGAAGAAGCUCGGCGACCUCUCAAACACCGUGAUCGUUCUCACGAAGUGUAUACACAGAAAAAGAAAACUCUAUGGCCACUUGGAUGGGCAAGAUAUCGCCGUCGAACCUUGA
Molecule: messenger RNA, 1500 nt
Organism: Fusarium oxysporum Fo47
Lineage: Eukaryota; Fungi; Ascomycota; Sordariomycetes; Hypocreales; Nectriaceae
Exons: 2
Coding region: 1-1500 (499 amino acids)
Source: RefSeq, a predicted model, not a curated record